Molecule: messenger RNA, 1157 nt
Organism: Sinocyclocheilus rhinocerous
Lineage: Eukaryota; Metazoa; Chordata; Actinopteri; Cypriniformes; Cyprinidae
Product: membrane magnesium transporter 1
Exons: 4
Coding region: 96-488 (130 amino acids)
Cellular component (GO): EMC complex; Golgi apparatus; early endosome
Source: RefSeq, a predicted model, not a curated record
GGAAGUGCGAUUAGUGCGGCGGUGAUGACGCAGCGCUCAUUGAGGACUGCUUCACGCGCUUCGGCAGUGGCUCGAUCGGUUGUGCUCGAGUGAAAAUGGCCACGUCCUUCUGGAAAGGUGUUGUCGGUGUAGGCCUUUUCGCCUUGGCACACGCAGCUUUUUCGGCAGCACAGCACCGAUCCUACAUGAGACUGACAGAAAAAGAGAAUGAAACAUUACCUAUAGAUAUAGUGUUACAGACUUUGUUAUCGUUUGUGAUCACAUGUUACGGCAUAGUUCACAUCUCAGGCGAAUUCAAAGACAUGGAUGCUUCUUCAGAGCUCAAAAACAAGACAUUUGACACAUUGAGAAAUCACCCGUCUUUCUACCUGUUCAAUCACCGAGGCCGAGUACUCUUCUGCCCUCCAGAGCAAGAGCCCUCCACUCCCAGCGCCCAGGCCUUGCCCUCCAAUCCCCUGCGGUUACGCAAGCUGGAAAAUUAUCAUUGAGACUUGCCUUCAGUAGGCUGCCUUGCCCUGUUUCCUUUUUUUUUUUCUUUCUUAAAUUAAUUUGUUAGCUCCUCGGUUGAAAGGGAAAAUAAGCAUAUUUUCCUGUCUAUGUAUAUGUGAAUAUGCUGUACAAACAUGCAUCUAUUGUGGUUACUAUUUUGUCAAUGGACUGUGCCAACUCCUUUUCCAGCUGAUAUGUUUGUAAAUACUUAUUGCUUGGGAGUCUUAAGUCUGUAGGUUACAGCUGUAGCUCUCUGCUUGGCUGUCGCACGCAGGGCACGAAUCCUACCAUGUACAUUGUCGGUUUGCCACGUUUUUUGGCUGAACUGACCCUAACUGCAACCGGUUCUUCCCUGUCCCUGUCUGAAUUGAGGUCAAUAUUAUGGAUCAUAAAUUGUAUUAGUGUUCAGAAGCGGAAGCUUUGAUUACUGAACUUCAAAUUUGAGCUCAUAAUACUGAAAGUGAUUAAAACUAUUAAAACAUGUCUGAGCAAGGCCACAAUAGAUUGUAGAAUAAUAGCAAUUCUAACAAUACUGUGAACACUCAGUGGGAAUGAAUGGUACAUUUUGUUUUUUGAGGAGGAGGAGGGGAGGGGGCAAUGUUUUCUGAUUUAUUUCAUGUUGAGACAACUCCUUAUUUUUACCUUAAUAAAAGCUCAAAUUUUCUUGA